GACCAGGAGGCGAAGCGGCUGCAGCAGCGUCUCCACUGCAGGAUGAGAGCGUCCACACAGGGCUGAGAAGAGGGACGCUGAGGUUUUUUAACCCUCCGCUGGUGCAGAAGAGAUGCAAACUCAGUUGACUCUGGGAUGGAUUGUGUUACUCUGUGGCCUUCAUUCAGUCCAUCCUUCUGUCACAACCAGAUUUCCAGCUAGUGCUAACAGAUGGUCGCCUCGGAAAUGCAGAAUCUUUAUCGUCCCUCCUGUUCCACCGCCAAUGUUUCCACCAAUUAAACAGAAAGCAGAACUGAUGGCUGAUAUAACAGAACACAUCACAGGCCUUAAGGGGGACAAGGGCUGUAGAGGACUCAGAGGACCCAAGGGUGAACAGGGAGUGAUUGGUCCAGAGGGCGAACAUGGAACACAAGGACCCAUGGGAGAGACGGGUCAAAAGGGAGAGAAGGGCGACAGAGGUUGGAGGGGUCUGUAUGGAGACAUCGGAACUCCAGGGAUGAUAAAGGGCAGUAAGGGACGUAAGGGAUUCAAGGGGGAAAAAGGUAUGAAAGGACGCAGAGGACUCCAAGGAGAAAAAGGCGACCGUGGCAUCCCUGGAAAACCAGGAGCAAAGGGAGACCCAGGUCAGUGGAGAGAACCCGGGCGCAGAGGUGAACCAGGACCCAGAGGAGAAGCUGGACCCAGAGGACCAGUGGGCUUCAAAGGAUCUCGUGGGCCAACAGGCAGGACUGGUCAUUCUGGUCUAGCUGGACAACCUGGUCUGACUGGAGAACCUGGACGACCUGGACAAGUGUACGUCCUCCCAGGCCUGCUGGGAAACGAAGGAAGUCCAGGUCCUUCAGCUCCAUGCAACUGUUCGAUGGUUCGAACCCCAGAUCGACCAGGGAACAGGAUACCAACGAUCUUCAUUGCAGAUGGAGAAAGACAAAUGAGGAGGCUGCGGGCUGAGAACGUCAUGGUUUUGCGAACGGACAGAAAGGCUCUGUACAUCUACGCCGACUCCCAGUGGAUCAAUGUACUGGAGGACCGCAGAAACUGACCUCACUCUGUUUAAUACACAAGAAAUAUCAGCUGUCGCCCCUCCCUCAUUAACCCCACUUCAGUGCCUUUGAGCAAGACACUUUACCCCUUUUAACUGCUCCAGUGGAGCUGCUGAGUAACCAUCAGAUCAGAAUGUGAAGCAUUUAUUUACCCAUGUCAAAUAAAAACUGUCCUGAUCGCAACUAUGCCAAGCCUUACUAUUGUUUUAUAGUUUCAUUUAGUAGAAAAACACUAACAUUACCACCAGUAUGAUUUUGCAUGUGUUGCAAACAUGUAUUUCUAAUAUUUCUCUUAAAACAGUUUUCAUUGUAAGUGUUGCAUCCAAUGGGUUCUUUGUUGCUCUGUGCUGUUGCUGUGGAAAUACCUACUCACACUGGGAGAUCAAUAAAAAUCAUUAAAGUCUCCAAUAAGGAUGUAUAAUGUUAUGUUGAAACCGGGUUUAAUUUUUUAUCCAUGUUCA
Sphaeramia orbicularis (orbiculate cardinalfish) is the source of this 1501-nucleotide messenger RNA. RefSeq names its product collagen alpha-1(XVII) chain-like. Bases 113 to 1039 code for a protein of 308 amino acids. Gene Ontology annotation, cellular component: extracellular matrix. NCBI's taxonomy places the organism in Eukaryota, Metazoa, Chordata, Actinopteri, Kurtiformes, Apogonidae. The record is from RefSeq and is a predicted model, not a curated record. The transcript has 15 exons.